CGAGCACGCAAAGACUCUGCCUGUCUAGUUAUUCAGAUCAUUCAGAUUUAGAUUCAGCAGAUUCAAAGAUCUUAUCAUGGGUGGCGGAAUCGACGUGUCGGCCAACAAGGAGCCCGUCACGGAGCCCUUUGCCUCCUGGGUUGCCUCUCUCUCGCUCUCUGAUGUGCCUGAAGACGUCCGGACCCGCGUCAAGCACAUCCUCCUUGAUGGCCUUGGUUGCGCCUUGCUUGGCUCCAAACUGCCUUGGUCUGUCAAAGCCAAAGAAGCCAUUUGCACCCUGGAAGGCCCUGGAAAAUGUUCCCUGAUUGGCUACAACCAGGGUCUGGGGCCCCUCCCUGCUGCUCUAUUGAACAGCACUUUCUUGCAAGCCUUUGAGAUGGACGAGUUCCACUUUGCCAACCCCAUCCACGGCAGCUCGGUCAUCAUCCCCGCCAUCUUUGCCGCCGCCCAGCAUGAAUCCUCCCCCAUCACGGGUGCUUCCCUCCUCCUCGCUGCUCUCGUAGGCUACGAGACUGGCCCCCGGGUCGGCGCUGCCCUGGGCGGCCACCAGAUCCUCGGCAUGGGCUGGCACUCCGGCCCUAUCUUCGGUCCUGCCGCCAGCGCCGCCGCCGUCAGCAAGCUGUGGAACCAGCCCGCCGAGAUCAUCGAGGAGUCCAUCGGCACCGCAUGCACCCAGGCCGGCGGGCUCAUGUCGGCCCAGUACGAGUCGAUGGUGAAACGCAUGCAGCACGGGUUCGCCGCCCGCAGCGGCGUGCUCGCUGCGUCUCUCUCCCGCGAAGGCUUCCGCGGCAUCAAGAAAGUCUUCGACCGCGAAUACGGCGGCUUCCUCACCACCUUCUCGCUCGGCUCCAAAAACACCCCCCGCUUCGACGGCGCCGAGCUCCUCUCCGAGCUCGGUUCCCGCUGGGACCUCCUGGGCUUCAGCAUCAAGCGCUACGCAUCCUGCGCCACCACCCACGGCUCCGUCGACUGCAUCCGCACCCUGCUUUCCGACCACCCAGACCAAAUGAAGGACGUCUCCCGCAUCGCCAAAAUCACCAUCUACAUGCCAGAGGUCGCGCGCAAACGCGCCGCCUUCGCCCCCGAACGCCCCAUCACCGCGAUCGCGGCGCAGAUGAGCGCCCCCUACGCGGUCGCCGUCGCCCUCCUCGACGGCGACGUCACGCCCCACCAGUUCGCGACGGAGCUGCUCGGCCGUGACGCCAUCUGGGAGAUCAUGCCCAAGGUGACCUGCACCACUAGUGAAGAGUUCUACCAUACCUGGGCGCACAAGGCGGUGGUCGAGUUCGAUGAUGGUACUUCGGUCACUUCAACCAUCAAGGCUCCUACGGGUGUUGACCCUGCCUUGACGAAUGAGGGUAUUGUGGACAAGUUCCGGACUGUGACGAAGGGUGUGAUCACCGAGGAGAGGCAGCGGGCGAUUGAGAAGUUUAUUCUCAAUUUGGAGGAUGUAGAGGAUGUCAAUGUUGCGUUGAAGGCGUUGCUUGAUGAGGAGACUGUUAAUGUUAUUGCAUGAUAUACCAU
Molecule: messenger RNA, 1524 nt
Organism: Aspergillus wentii DTO 134E9
Lineage: Eukaryota; Fungi; Ascomycota; Eurotiomycetes; Eurotiales; Aspergillaceae
Product: MmgE/PrpD family protein
Exons: 2
Coding region: 77-1516 (479 amino acids)
Molecular function (GO): lyase activity
Source: RefSeq, a predicted model, not a curated record